AUGCAACAAGCAGAGGACUAUCAUGAUGCGGUAAUUUUUGCCCGCAGUGUCCCCGGAAUAGAUGAAGAUCGAAUUGCCAUGUGGGGAAUAGGGCAUUCUGGUGGCGCAGCAUUGAUCUCUGCAGGCAACGACGACUAUAUCAAAGCGGUUGUGCUAGUUAUGCCUCUUCCUUCCGGAGCACGAGAUGCAGCAAACUUCCCUCCAGAGUUGAUGGAACAGUUCAAAGCAGAACGUCUUGCGAGAGUACAAACCCCAGCCUUGGAAGAAACAUAUGUACAAGUUUGGGAUAACUCUCUGGAGCAGGCGUCUGGGGAGCGUGGCAGAGUCAUCUUACAUUCUCCCCCUGCAUAUGAGUUUUUCUCCGGUGGCCAACGACGUUCCGAUGCCGCGGGCACUCCUUGGGAAAACAAGAUAACAUUGCGGAGUUUAUACGAUAUCAGCAAAGUCGAGCCUCAGGACUUUAUCCGCAGAAUUAGCCCGAGACCAUUGCUGUACCUAGCCGCCGUGGAGGAUGUACUAACCGCGCCUCUUGAGAUGCAUAAGAAGGUCUUUGAGCAAGCAGGGGAGCCAAAGGAAUUUAUCACGCUAAACAACCAUCAUGUCGCCACCUAUUUCGACGCCAGUUUCGAGGAGAACAUCACUGCACAGAUUCAAUUUUUGAACAAAUAUCUGUAG
Molecule: messenger RNA, 675 nt
Organism: Trichoderma aggressivum f. europaeum
Lineage: Eukaryota; Fungi; Ascomycota; Sordariomycetes; Hypocreales; Hypocreaceae
Exons: 1
Coding region: 1-675 (224 amino acids)
Source: RefSeq, a predicted model, not a curated record